AAUGACUAAAGUGAUGUGGAGACCAGCCAGCAAUAGGGCCAGAACCUGAUUGGACAAUGAUGCCAGGGCCAGUCACUGAUUGGUUCCAAUCCUCUCCUGAGGUAUGGGACUUGGACAAGGAAUUUCCAGAAGUAUCAAGGAAGGAGGACCAAGAGGAACCGGAGUUGUACUGCUUUGAGGACUUCGUCCCCUCCCAGGUUCUGCUGAAGCCUUGCACUACAAGAUGGCUGCAGGAAGUUGAUGAGGAUGAGGACGAUGAUGUCUUUCUCAGUAAAAAGGAACUCCAGCGGUCUAAGACUCUGCCAGUGAUUGAUGUGAGCCACAUCCUGCCAGUCACCUCCAGCAACAGUCUCAAGGUCACGGACAACACAUCCAUCAGGAAGUACUCUGCACCAGGGGAGAUAACUGAGACAUGCAGUAGAGAUGAUUCUAACAGUUCUGAACACUCUGGACGAAGUCGUGAGCGUGAUCAUCGAAAACUGCAGCUUAGAAGUGAAAGUGUGGAUCGCAGGAAGAGUUUAAAACGAGGGGGAUCUGCCAGGUCUCGCAGUUCUGCAUGGAAUUUUGAUGAUGACACAGAUUCUACGGCCUCAUCAGAGACAGUAACAACCGGCUCUGACGACCCUUCAACAUCGCGCACACCACAACUGUACUACACAACACCCCCGAGAGCCAACAUGGUGAAGGGAGCUGAUCACGAGAGAAGAUUGGAAAGUUCGGGAAGUUUUUACAAAUUAGCCCGUCGUCUAAGUCAGAAAGAUCGGAAGGACGCAGACUCACAUUCUCGACAGCGUUCGGUCAGCCUUGAUUGUGGUGAUGGACGAACUAUAAAGAUAUUCACAACAGAUGACCUAACCAUGGAUGGCAUGCCGGCUUUAACAGCCUCGCCCAGUGCCCCAGCCUUCCUCAGUAAGGGUGGGGCACCGAGCCCCUCCCCGAAUCGGCAGCCAAGGUCACUUGUUGUGACACCGAGAAAGAAGGGUUCAAGUAGUGACCUUGAGAGUUUAUCACCUGCAAAGAUGGAACGUCGACGCAGUGAAAAGGAUAGACGGUCAUGUUAUGACAUCCAUGCGCUGUUUGAUGCUGUGGAACAACAGGACAUUGAUGUGGUCAGGGCUAUAUUGGACACUGGAGGAGUUGAGCUUAACAGUGUCAACAGUGAGGGUUUGACCCCCCUGGAUGUGGCGGUCAUGACCAACAACAUCCCCAUGGCCAAAAUGCUCCUCUUCCACGGGGCAAGGGAGAGUCCUAUAUUUCAGCAAGGUGACUGUCGCCUGGACAAGCUGGAGGCUCUCAUAGCCGAGGCUGAGAAAAAGGUUGUCGACUUCACUGCAGCAGUUCUGAACAGCUCGUCGGGAAAUGCAAACAUCUCGCCUGCUCAGCAGAAGGAAAACGAGACUCAGCUAAGUCACUGGGAGUUCCGCUACCGACUUUUGAAGAGAAUGCGCGCAGGGUACGACCAUGCAAGGCCUCCAGAUGCUCCCACCAAUGUCCGUCUCAGCGUCGCCAGUAGCUCCUCUCUACUAGUCAACUUUGGGGAGCCACUGAACCACAAUGGAGCCGUAGUCACCAAGUACAGAGUGGAAUGGAGCAACACAGAGAACUUCACCACUAUAGCAGGGGAGGUAACUGUGGAAGAUGUACGUCAGCUGGCAUUUGAGAUUCAGGGUCUUGUGAAAGGAAGUCAGUACUAUGUCCGUGUAUCAGCGUGCAAUAUGAAGGGUUGUGGGACGUCUACCCUCAGCAAUCCACCUUGUGCUGUCCCAUCAAAUUGGCGUGAUGUGGACAGUGUUAGUCCCCGUCUAGACGGCAAAGUGCAAUCUCUACAAAUCCUCUUCCAUCAAGUCAAACAGUCAAGACCAUCUGAUGCCUCUGAGCUUAAAGAUUCACGACACCGGUCGACCGAUUCCCCUCAACAGCGGAAACGAAUCAGCAUCAAGAACCUCUUCAUCUCUGCACCAAAGUUCCAGAAAAGUCUCAAGAGAGGGGUGUACAUGGCGUGUCUGCUGUACAAUGAGGACAGAGUGUUGGUCACGUCCGAGGAGCAGCUGCCCAUCAUAGAGGUCGAUGAGAACUUCUCAGGCCCAUCUAUACAGUCUGACCUCUACUGGAUGAUGAAGAUUGCCUGUACAUGGGAUGAUGUGAAAUCACUCCGUCACGACAUGGACAAGAGUAACAGUGCAGGAACAGUUCACUUCCGCAGCAAGUUACUACAGGCUGCUUCCACACUGCAGUCUUCCUUGGGUAUUCAUGAUCUGGGUCAGUUCUACCACAAACCUCUGAAGGAUCCGAAUGGCAGCAUUGUUCUCAUCACUAUGAACCAUAUUCGUGAGACCAAGUUCGUCGCCCUUGGAUCUGGUAAAUGGGUGUCCCUGGGCAAGCUGACCCGACGACAGUCGUUGGCUGGAAUGGACAUAAAUGAUGCUAACAGUUUACUCCUUAGUAGUGUACCGGACAUGAUCCUGUACCAUCAGGUGAGCAGCAUCCCCUCCCGAGGCUUGUACCUGGGAUACCUCAAGAUCCAUGUCUCUGUGGAGAAGCUGCAGGUGCUUGUCCAGCACAAGAUGCCCAAUGUCCUGCCACAUGUCAAGAUCAGGGACUGCCCAAACGUAUCCAGAGAGGAGUGGGAGUAUUUGCAGAGUCUAGGUUCCGAUGAAUCUGUGAUGAAGCCAAGUUCCACCCAGCAGGAAUUCCGCACCAGCAUCAGCAAGGCAUCACGCAGACUUCUCUCAAUGCUUGGCAUCUCACCUGAUGUGGACCAUCGUGUGUACGACUUUGAGGUGAUAGAGCUGUCACCACAGGUGUCCUUCAUCCUAGUGCUGCCCCCUGCUGAGGAAGUGUGCAUCGUGCCAGGUCAAACUGACGACCUCACGGACAAGAAGGACCUCUCCUUCCUUCCGGUGCAGGUGUUUGAGAUGAUCAACUACUACACAUACCAUCCUGAGUUCAUCUCUCGCUACUCAAGACUAUCAUCCAUCAUUGAGAUGGAUGUCAACCUAGCACAACAGGCUCAUCGAGAGGCAUUCUCCAGUGAUGAGCUGAGCACUGCUAGAGUUCGUGUGGACGUCAUGGUACAGCUGCAGCAGACGCUGGAUAAGAUCUGGAAGAGUGUACGCUGGGUGAUGGACAUUAUCACCUAUGCCCGGGACAAAACUACCCGUGGUGGCAUUCCCCUAGCAGCCAUCUCCCAGUACUGUGACGACAACGACACUCCAGAACCAGAACGGCGAUCUCGGAUCCCGGACAAUAACAAUUCCUCCUCCGCCUUCUCCUGUGAUUCCAAUGAGAUCAGUGUCGGCAAGGACAAUCGUAAGAUUGCCAAGUUCUAUGACCCGAAUGACGACGUUCCCGGACAGUCGAGCGAAAGUGAAGCAGGGUCAUCUAGUCAUGCUCCAUGUUCCGGUGUACUGCGUGUGUACGCUGCGUACGAGACAGGACUCUCUAAAGGUGUGAGUGUUAAGCUUCAUGUGACCACAAAGACAUCAGCUCGGGAUGUGAUUAAUCUAGUCGUGAGACAACUCAACAAGGCCAUCAUUACACGUGGUAUUGAUGGACCUCUGUACACAGAGGAUCAACUGAGUGACUUCUGUUUGGUGGCUGUAAUUGGUGCAAGGGAACGUGUGCUUAGAGACGAUUAUGUCCCCUUGCAGCUUCAGAACCCCUGGACCAAAGGUCGUCUGUAUGUACGUUUACGGAAUAACGUUCUAGCAGCAAUCCAACAGGGCCAUGCGACGGCUGUGUAAUGUGUUCCAAUGGUCCAUUUCUCACUGGAUCCUUGUUCAGAUGAUGUGUGUAUUCACACUAAGGAUGAAACUGUGGACGCAGGUCACAUUGACCUGGUUGUGCCCACAGGUGUAAUCACAGUGCUCCUUCAUAAAGUGCUACAUGAUGUUGGUCCUGUACCAUUUGUAUAUAGUCAGUUUUUGAAUGUGUUACUUUAGACACUUGACAAUCGUGAACAGCUGGACAUUACCAAUCUGAAUUAACUUUCAAAAAAUUCAAAUUUUUGAAUUUGUAAAUCAAAACUGAACAAAUGGUCAAAAUCUUCACGGUCCUUGGCUUUAUUUCAUUCAUCCCCGCACCCAUCCACAAGGUGUUCACCCAUUUUCAUGAAUUGUAAUGAAGUCAAGUGUUGUUUAUUUGUGUUGGCAUAAUUCUGGUCAUGAAUGUCUCUGCUAGAAUACUCAACAGCAUUUAGUAUGCAAACUAAUGUUCUGUAACGACAAUCAAGCAUGUGUAAGUGUUUCAUCUGUACAAACCGACAUGGACAGAAAUGUUCACUGACAUUGUAUAUAUUUAGAUGUAUUUGUAUAUAUGUUGCCACAGAGUGUAGAAAGUGAUAGAUAUUUAUACCAAACAAAGAAGAAUGUGAUACAGUGUUUCAUAGCUCUGUGUGAGUGUUUGUAUGCCCUGCAAGAAAUGUUUGAUCAGUACUUUCCUGAAGACUUAUCUUAACCUUAAGGUUUUGCUUUAUAAAUUUAUGCAAAAACAUUUUAUUGCAAAUUAUGCAAGGUUGUUAAGUUAUUUUAAAAGUUUUUGAAUAUUAUUUUAGGUAUUUAUUGAACAGCAAGCCAUUCCAGUUAGUUUGAGUCUGUGGGUAGAUUCACCUGCAAAAAUGUGCCGUCAAUAACAGAUGCUCAAAUUGUAGCCAAAAUAUUCCAUGUCGCAGAACAGAAUCUGACAGUAACUACAAGAGAUUUUUUCUCUCAUUUACUCCUAAUUCUUACCUAUUGUUCUGUUUAGGAAUUUAAUUAUUUAAAAAUUGAAUCAAAUUUUUAGAUGUUCACUAGCCACAAUCAGUUGGUUAUGGACAGAUUUUUGGUUUUGGAUUUUCUACAGUCGUAGGAAGAAAGAAAAGUGACCCGGUUUACCCUGCUCCUGAGUGAGUGGUCCCCCCUGUGAGAGUGGUCUCCCUUGUGCACAUGUAUAUUGCCUGCACAACAUGGUCUAUUUAUUGUUGUUGAACGACGUCUUUCAUAUGUCUGUGAUCAUCAUGAUCAGUGCAUUCUGGUCUUCAUUCUAAUUGAUUAUCAUCAAUAAACAACAUGAGUCAUGAA
Messenger RNA from Haliotis rubra (blacklip abalone), 5057 nucleotides. Its product is annotated as ankyrin repeat and fibronectin type-III domain-containing protein 1-like. Gene Ontology annotation, cellular component: spindle. Gene Ontology annotation, molecular function: protein binding. The record is from RefSeq and is a predicted model, not a curated record. Gene Ontology annotation, biological process: establishment of mitotic spindle orientation; signal transduction; regulation of establishment of bipolar cell polarity. NCBI's taxonomy places the organism in Eukaryota, Metazoa, Mollusca, Gastropoda, Lepetellida, Haliotidae.